AAAUUUUUUAAUAAAUAAAAUGAAAACAAGUGCAAUGGAAAAAGAAACAGCGAUAAUUGUGUACAGCCAAUCACACCGACACGGCGACACAUUUGCCAACACGUAUAUAAACGCAUAACCGAUACGACAUCGUUUUAAACUCAAAUUAAGUCAACAAAACUAAAACACGACAAGAAAGGGUUUCACUGUGUUCGAUAAUAAUGUCGACAGGAGAAGCGAUACCAAGAGUCGCCGUCGUCGUUUUCAUUCUCAACGGAAACUCAAUCUUAUUAGGUCGCCGCCGUUCCUCAAUCGGCAACUCCACUUUCGCUCUUCCCGGUGGCCACCUCGAAUUCGGAGAGAGCUUUGAAGAAUGUGCAGCGAGAGAAGUAAUGGAGGAAACAGGUCUAAAGAUUGAAAAGAUGAAGCUUUUGACUGUUACAAACAAUGUCUUCAAAGAAGCACCAACGCCAUCACACUACGUCUCUGUUUCGAUACGUGCGGUGUUGGUGGAUCCAAGUCAAGAACCGAAGAAUAUGGAACCAGAGAAGUGUGAAGGAUGGGAUUGGUAUGAUUGGGAGAAUCUACCAAAGCCUUUGUUUUGGCCACUUGAGAAAUUGUUUGGAAGUGGUUUCAAUCCUUUCACUCAUGGUGGUGGAGACUAAUAGAUGUAAGAGUUAAUGAUUGAUUUGGGAUUGAAUGUUGCAAAUUGGGCAUUUGGUCUAGUGGUAUGAUUCUCGCUUAGGGUGCGAGAGGUCCCGAGUUCAAUUCUCGGAAUGCCCCUCUCUUUUACUCUUUUUUAUUGUAUUUUUGGUUUCUGUUUUCCUAAUUAGUAAUAAACUUAUCAUGUGUCCUAUCGAUUUUAUUUCUC
Molecule: messenger RNA, 850 nt
Organism: Arabidopsis thaliana (thale cress)
Lineage: Eukaryota; Viridiplantae; Streptophyta; Magnoliopsida; Brassicales; Brassicaceae
Gene: NUDX1
Product: nudix hydrolase 1
Exons: 2
Coding region: 201-644 (147 amino acids)
Biological process (GO): response to stress
Cellular component (GO): cytoplasm
Molecular function (GO): 8-oxo-7,8-dihydroguanosine triphosphate pyrophosphatase activity; dihydroneopterin triphosphate pyrophosphohydrolase activity; 8-oxo-7,8-dihydrodeoxyguanosine triphosphate pyrophosphatase activity
Source: RefSeq, marked reviewed